Molecule: messenger RNA, 3606 nt
Organism: Bolinopsis microptera
Lineage: Eukaryota; Metazoa; Ctenophora; Tentaculata; Lobata; Bolinopsidae
Product: glutamyl aminopeptidase-like
Exons: 22
Coding region: 155-2131 (658 amino acids)
Biological process (GO): proteolysis; peptide catabolic process
Cellular component (GO): cytoplasm
Molecular function (GO): zinc ion binding; metalloaminopeptidase activity; peptide binding
Source: RefSeq, a predicted model, not a curated record
CAUUUAUUGUUAAAUGUACAAAAAGCUGUGAAUUUGAAGUUCGAACACAAGUAUGAUGGUGUAAAAGAUAUGAUCUGAAAAGAGGUGGGGAUCAGAUAUCGCGGUAUGAGUUGAAACGGAAUAUAAAAUAUAGCAGUGUUUGCAAUCUAUCACAAUGGGAACAGACUCUGAUGUGAUUGCUCUGGGACUUGUCGACAACGAGGAGCUGGAGAACCCGGAGGAGGUAUCUGAGAGACUAGAACCAUACGGGGAGGACCCACCAAUCUCCGACCUACUGAACCCUGAUGAAGUCUCUGUCACCAUGGAAACACCUCCUUCUUCACGAAACCCUUUCCGGGUAAUGUUUGAGGUGGUGAAGAAGACGUGGAAUACGUUCACCAGAGAUACAAAGCGAGCUAUACUCGCUAUCAUGGGUCUUGCUAUCGUCUUGGCUAUCGUCGUCAUCGCUACCGUCAGUAAGUCAGCGAGUAUCAGAGAGCCUAAAGCGGAGUCCAUAUGGGACGAGAUAAGGCUGCCUACCACAGUGGUCCCAAGUCAUUACGAUGUGAAACUAAAGAUAGAUAUGACAAACGAGAGAUUCACUGGAUCUGAAGAUGUUUAUAUUGAGGUGACUAAUACGACGGCGGUCCUGCUGAUACACAUUAACGAUGUGCACAGUGAUACACAAGGCUACGAGAUGAACAUUACACAGCACUCCGUGCAUCGCCUUAAUGAUAAGGGUGAAACGGUGGGGUCUAUUCCGGUGAAGCACGCCUUCCCUUACACUAAAAACAGUUUCUAUGUCAUGAAGUCGAAAGAGGAAAUCGUGCCAGGUAAAUAUAAGAUCUACUUCGAAUGGGAGUCUCGCUUGGUUCGAGGACUGGACGGGAUUUACAUCAGUAGCUACAAGGAAGAUGGGCUUGACAAGAAAGUACUAGCUUCUCAAAUGGAGCCCCUCGCAGCCAGGAAAGUGAUGCCAUGUUUUGAUGAGCCCUCUUUUAAAGCCACCUUCUCCAUGGAGAUAACAGCGGAAAAUACCUACCCGCUAGUCCUGUGGAACAUGCCAGAGAUUAGCAAUACUGCUGUGGACGAUACAUGGAACAAGUUUGUUUUCCAGAAGAGCGUCAAAAUGUCAACUUACUUGCUGGCUUUUGUUGUAGCAGACUUUAAGUGCACUGAACCGAUCAUUGAAAGUACUAAAGGAGUCAAGGUAAGAACUUGUGGUAGAAAAGGACCUGUUGAUGCAGGAGCAGAUUUAUACUCCGCCAAAAUCACAGCAAAGAUUAUUGAUGAGUACGAAACAUUUUACGGGACAGACUUCCCCCUUCCGAAGAUUGAUUCAGUAGCGGUACCUGACUUCAGUGCGGGAGCUAUGGAGAACUGGGGGUUGAUCCUGUACAGAGAGACAGCCCUGCUCUGGGACCCCAAGAAAGACACAUACAACAACAAAGCCAGAGUUAACACUGUUGUGGCUCACGAGCUGGCUCACCAAUGGUUUGGAAACCUGGUCACCAUGAAAUGGUGGAAUGACCUGUGGCUAAACGAGGGGUUCGCUUCUUAUGUCGAGUGGAUUGGAACUGUCAAAUCUGAACCUCAGUGGAACUACCUUGACUUCCAGACUUUUUCCGACAAAUCUCGAGCCUUCGCCAUAGACUCCUACAUGAGUUCCCGACCCGCUUCAGUCGACGUUUCUAAGCCUGACGAUAUCACUGCUCAGUUCGACUCUAUCUCCUACUCUAAGGGCUCGGCGUUGCUAGUGCAGGCUAAAAUGUUCAUGGAUGGUACUGAAUCGACAACUGAGAACUUUGAGAAUGCUAUCAGGAGUUACGUGAAACAGUAUGAGUACGGUAACGCGGAACAGACUGAUCUUUACGAGCAGUUAGACAAGAUAUACGGAGCUAAGAAGGACACAUCUGAGACUCGUGUAAAUAUAAUUGAAGUGAUGAAUACUUGGACUCUGCAAAUGAACUUUCCUGUUUUGGAAGUAAGACGUUAUGAUGACAACCAUAUUGCCAUCUCUCAAAGACGGUUCCUUAUUUCAGGAUCUGAUGUGUCUGGGGACAAAGAAUCUCCUUACGGGUACCAAUGGUAUGUGCCCAUCGAAUACAUGACAAGGAGCCGAUAUCGAGUUCGCGUGGCUGAAACCUCAUGACACGGUCCUUAUAGAGUUUGAUUUCUCCGAUCUUGAUAGCUUCAUCAGGCUGAACAUGAACAGCGCGGGUUACUACAUCGUUAACUACAGUUUUGAUCUCUAACGCGAGGCUCACGAAACAUAUCAGUGAUGAAGAAAACUACAAGGCUCUAAAAAUACCAGAAGUUCAGGGCUUACUGUACGACACAUUCCUGCUGGUUAGUGCCGGAUAUAAACCUAUGUCAGACGGUGUAAAGUUGAUAGACUUGAUGUUACCAUUCGAGAAGAGGCUUGUACCUCUGAGGGAGAUCAGUCGGCAGAUAUCGGGUGUGGCCGUCCAUAUCUCGGAGGAUGAGACACUUUAUAAGCAAUGGAAGAGCAAGUACCAGGGCACCUUUAAGACACUGUUUGAUGAAUUCGGGGCCGACUACUUCAAAGCUAACGCCACAGCUGAAAAAGACUUACCUACUGAUGCUGCCAACAACGGUUUCCAAGACAGGCUGGGAAAAUACGUUUGCUGUUUCCCGUUAGCAUUUCGCUUUUCGAAGUCGAGGGUGUGUUUAAUGUUGCAAAAGCUAAAAUUUGAUCCUAUAAAAACGGCUUGGGGGCCCCAAAUCCGAGUUUAAGAUUACUAUGCUGAACACGGUUAUGUUUUGUAGGGAAAUUUUGAUUGGGCCCUUUUUGUUAUAGAUUAAAAAUGGAAAAAAUUCUUUUGGAAAAAAUCCCCGGGAAAUUUUGGGCUCAGCCAGUGGGAAAACAAACAAAUUUUUCAGUUUAGGUCUGAUUCGGACAAGGAUCCCCUCCCAAAAAUAAUUUCUCCGAGUUUUGCCUGGAUCCUACCUUAGUGCGUCGAAGUGACUCCCUCUACAUACUGGGCCGGAGUAUCGCUCAAACUAAGCUUGGACGAGAGGUUUCUUGGGAUUUUUUGGUGGCAAACUGGCAACGGCUCACCGAAGAAUUCACAGAUGCCCUAUUUGCUGUUGAUGCUUACAUCGCUGGAGUUCUGUCUGAUUUCGCUGACCAGGACAAACUAGACGAGAUAACCCCGAGUUCUUUUCCCGGGCAAUGGAAAGUUGGGACCUGGCAGAGCAGGGUUUCGAAAUCAAACUUUUUCGAGUAUUUUUUUAAGGGAAAAAUUGGGGUUUGGCCUUGGGGAAACACCAAAAAACUGCUGUUUAGGGAGUCAGGGCAAAAAAUUUUGCUGAAUUUAAAAAUUAGGGGGUGGUUUUGUGACAUACUACUGAUUUCUCAACCCCCAGGGUUUUAAAACGAUGAUGGUUUUUUUUUCAUUUUUUGCUUUUUUAAUUUUUUAAAAAAAAAAAAAAAAAUGCUUUAUAAUUUGGGGAUUAUCAAAAUUUUUUUAAUAAAUAACCAAUAUAGUUUUUUGUUAUUGACAGGUUUCAGGGUUAUUGUAGUUUAUUUUUUAUGGCAUGAUCCGAAAUACUUGGGCUCAUGUUGAUUUGUUUCAUAAUAUUGAUCAAUAUUAAUGACAACUU